Coregonus sp. 'balchen' is the source of this 9337-nucleotide messenger RNA. The record is from the annotation of a GenBank genome assembly. Lineage: Eukaryota; Metazoa; Chordata; Actinopteri; Salmoniformes; Salmonidae.
AUGAGCUUGUUUGUAUGCAUGUUGUGUCUCACCUUGUUCUGUCUCCCCAGAGACUUCCAGUUUGGCCACAUGGAUGGAAACGACUACAUCAACAGCCUCAUUAUGGGGUGAGUGUCUCCUCCUUUUCCUCUACCGCUCUGCUUCUUUACCUCCUCUUCUGUACUUCCUCUCCUCCUUCUCUCCUCCUCUUUCACCUCUCCUCUACCGCCUCUUCAACUCCUCCUUUCUUCUACCACCUCCUUCCUCUCUUCCGCCUCCCUUCUACUGCCUCCUCCUCUCUUCCCCCUACUCUCUCCCCGGGUUUCCUAGGCUACCGCAGUAACCUCACACUGUCAGACUCCAUAAAACCGCAAUUUAAAGUCGGCCUCCGCUAAUAAAAUGCACUCUCUUGGAUCCGUCAAUUACCCGGGACUGACUGUCAUUUGCUUUUAGUGGGCUGGGAAUUGACAGAAUUACCACGAUACAUAGGUGCCGAUACGAUAUGUAUUGCGAUUCUCACGAUUCUAUAUGUAUUGCGAUUCAAUACUGUGAUUUUAGUGCGUUUCGAUGUUCUAAACAUAUUGCUCACCAUAUGUCUGCUGCAGAGGGACAAGAGAGAGCCGUGAGAAAACGAGAUUUGAUCAGUCAGGGAAAUAAAAGUGCUAAAAAUAAAGUGGCUCCCUGGAGUUUUGGUGCAGGUACAUCCAACUAGCGCAAAAAAAAACGGAUAUUGUCAAAACGAUACAAUAUAUUGUAAAAAAUAAACUAUCGAUUUUUUAUUUUCUUUUCCCCAUCACUAAUGCUAGCUCCCUGCCAGGUUGACCUUGUAUUGAUACCGCCGUGGAGAAGGGGAGAAUAUAUGAGUCCUAUGAAGCUGGUGGAUUGGAGUCUUAUUGGGCCUGUGCUUUAAUGGCUGUCGGAGGGAGGGCUGUGCUAAUGAUGCAGUAAGCCCCAGCAUGGAGCUGCGUGACAGGGCUCGCUGCUGCGUGGUGUGGUGUCAUGCACUGAGAGGCCUGUGCUGCUGCUCUGAAACCACCACACUGUUAAUUAGCCCAGACCACCAAGCCUGGCAGGGCCAGCAGGAGCACAGCGGGGCAGCAGGGGCACAGGACAGUGUGUGUUUCUAGUUAGUGUGUGUGUGUGUAUGUUUCUAGUUAGUGUGUAUGUUUCUAGUGUGCGUGUGUGUGUGUGUGUGUGUGUGUGUGUUUAAUAAUAAAUAAUAAUAAUAUGCCAUUUAGCAGACGCUUUUAUCCAAAGCGACUUAGUCAUGCGUGCAUACAUUUUUUGUGUAUGGGUGGUCCCGGGGAUCGAACCCACUACCUUGGCGUUACAAGCGCUGUGCUCUACCAGCUGAGCUACAGAGGACCACAGUUAGUGUGUGUGUGUGUGUGUGUGUGUGUGUGUGUUUCUAGUUAGUGUGUGUGUUUCUAGUUUGUGUUUCUAGUUUAUGUGUGUAAUGUAUGCAUGCAAUCAUGCAUACAUACAUUAUACACUGAGUAUACCAAACAUUAAGAACACCUUCCUAAUAUUGAGUUGCAUCCCCCUUUUUCCCUCAGAACAGCCUCAAUUCGUCAGGGCAUGUACUUUGGGAUGUCCUUUGAGUGCUGGACCAUUCUUGAUACACACAGAAAACUGUGUCAAAAACCCAGCAGCGUUGCAGUUCUUGACACAAACCAGUGUGCCUGGCACCUACUACCAAACCCCGUUCAAAGGCACUUAAAUAUUGUGUCUUGCCCAUUCACUCUCUGAAUGGCACAAAUACACAAUCCAUGUCUCAAUUGUCUCAAGGCUUAAAAAUCCUUAUUUAACCUGUCUCCUCCCCUUCAUCUACACUGAUUUGAAGUGGAUUUAACAAGUGACAUAAGGGAUCAUAGCUUUCGCCUGGAUUCAGCUGGUUAGUCUGUCAUGGAAAGAGCAGGUGUUCCUAAUGUUUUGUACACUGUGUAUGAUCAUGUUGAAAUGAUUUAAUAUGAGCGUGACCAAAGACUAAACUCGAUGGUCCUUGAAAAACCGACUUUAUGUAAAAUAUAUAUAUUUUUUUUUCAACAUUAGGACUGUUUUCCUCAAGAAAUCAAGUCGGCUUCAUGUUUUGUUUCCUUAACACAGUAUUUAGGAUGAAUUGCGAUGUUAGUAUCAUGACAACCCUAGUGUGUGGGGGGUAAAUACUGUAGUUAGUAAAUACAUCAGAAUGUUAUUGUUUGUGUGAGGGAGAUUACAGUAAACAUGCUCUUUUAAUCACGCCAAGGGCUUAAAGAGUGUGUUUGUGAUGACAGCAAAUGUGUUACUGUGAAUAUGUCUGUGAUCGAAGUACACACAAUGUGUGUGUAAAGCUGACACUGUGAUGGGGGAUUAGAAUAGACAUACAUAUUCAAAGAUAUAUAGGGUGGGUAGUGAUUACACAAUUGUGUUUGCAUGCUUGUGUGUAUAUGUGCUUGCUUGUGUGUGUGUGUGUGUCCUCUGUGCUUUUUUGGACGGCACCGGCCCGAGUCUGCCCAGGAUUAAUUGGCCUCCUUUGAGGAAUGAAAUCCCGGCCUGUCAAUGGCCACUAAUCCCGCUCCUUUAGGAAGGCCAGGGAAAUAAAUCUGAUGGCCUUUUAUCCUCCCCUCCUUCAUCACACAGAUUACUGGGCUCUCUCUCUGGCAGCACCCAGUCAUAUCUGGCAGGGUCAGCCUAUAGCGCUUAGACAGAGACACAUACACGUGCACACACACACACGUGCGCGCAUGCAAGCACGCACACUCCCUAGUCCCAUGUAGUUUAAUGUCUGAGGCUGGUUUUAGUGUUUCUGCUCGUCUGUUUGAGUAUAGGAUUAGCGCCGUAGCAACGCCACUGCAACAUCACAGCCGGGCAUAUGGUAUGCAUUCAUUGCAUUAUGUUUGGGUGGAAACUGGAGGAGCCAGAGCCGGGGCGACUCUCGCACUCUCCGUAAUGUCCGUGGCUGUGACUGAGAGCCAAGCUGCAAUAUGCAUGGGCAACGCAGGCAGAGUGAAAGUGGUAGUGCUGCUGAAAAGCCCCAGCAGUCUGCUCUUUGAAAGGUGAAUGGGCUAAUCCAUGUUGAUUCAAAAUGUCUGCCAUCUGUUGGUUCUGGGCUGAAUGUCAGAUGGAGUACUCACGUAAGGUUUGUGGAGGGGGGGGGGGGGGGGGGGGGGGGGUUGUGUGUGUGUGUGUGUGUGUGUGUAUGCUGCACAGCUCCAGAUCUCAGCUGGGCUGUUUGGAGUAGGAGCCUAAUGGUGGUGUAGUGGAGGGCUGUCUACAAAGCUAGUGUGUGUGGAGCUUGUGUGCCUGAACUCAGCUGGGGUGUUCACUGCUGAGAUGUGUAGUGGCACGGUGAUGCACAACAUGCUUUAUCUCAGCUGGGCUGUGUAGUUGUGUGUGUGUGUGUGUGUGUGUGUGUGUGUGUGUGUGUGUGUGUGUGUGUGUGUACACACACGCACGUGUACAUUGUAUGUAUAUGUGUCUCUUCUCUCAGUUGAGCUGUGCAGUUGUCUGAUGUUCUGGGCUACACUGUGUGUGUCUCUCUGAGACUGGGUAUAUGUCACCUCAGCUGUGUGGCCACCCAGUGCUGGACUCCCCCUGAUUCAGUUGUCAGCUCUAAUUUGUAAAGGUUCCUUUAACUGUGGCCCCAUGAUGCCGCCAGAGUUGCACACUGUUUGCAUAAAGAUCAAGAUGACUAUCCAAAAACUCUGCAUCACAUUGCCUUUCAUCCAUACCAAAUCCACCCUUUGAAAGUGUGCCCUCAGGAAAAGUCGGGCCGCAUCGGAAAGAAAAGAGCUGUGUAUCUCAUCUUGACUAUAAAGCUUCUUUGUUAUUUUUGUUUCUUGUGCAUCUUACACUAUAAUCUACUAUUUAAUUGGCAUCAUGGUUGAUAUGUGUUCAACACCAUAGUGCCCACAAAGCUCAUCACUAAGCUAAGGACCCUGGGACUAAACACUUCCUUCUGCAACUGGAUCCUGGACUUCCUGACGGGCUGCCCCCAGGUGGUAAGGGUAGGCAACAACACAUCUGCUACGCUGAUCCUCAACACAGGGGCCCUUCAGGGGUGCAUGCUCAGUCCCCUCCUGUACUCCCUGUUCACCCACGACUGCGUGGCCAAGCACGACUCCAACACCAUCAUUAAGUUUGCUGACGAGAAAACGGUGGUAGGCCUGAUCACCGACAACGAUGAGACAGCCUAUAGGGAGGAGGUCAGAGACCUGGCAGUGUGGUGCCAGGACAACAACCUCUCCCUCAACGUGAGCAAGACAAAGGAGAUGAUCAUGGACUACAGGAAAAGGAGGGCCGAACACGCCCCCAUUCACAUCGACGGGGCUGUAGUGGAGCGGGUCAAGAGUUUCAAGUUCCUUGGUGUCCACAUCACCAACAAACUAUCAUGGUCCAAACACACCAAGAAAGUAAUGAAGAGGGCACGACAACACCUUUUCCCCCUCAGGAGACUGAAAAGAUUUGGCAUGGGUCACCAGAUCCUCAAAAAGUUCUACAGCUGCACCAUCGAGAGCAUCAUGACCUGUUGCAUCACCGCCUGGUAUGGCAACUGCUCGGCAUCCGACCCUAAGGUGCUACAGAGGGUAGUGCGUACAGCCCAGUACAUCACUGGGGCCAAGUUUCCUGCCAUCCAGGACCUAUAUACUAGGCGGUGUCAGAGGAAGGCCCAAAAAAUUGUCAAAGACUCCACACCCAAGUCAUAGUCUGUUCUCUCUGCUACCGCACGGCAAGCGGUACCGGAGCGCCAAGUCUAGUUCCAAAAGGCUCCUUAACAGCUUCUACCCCUAAGCCAUAAGACUGCUUAACAAUUAAUCAAAUGGCCACCCGGACUAUUUCCAUUGACACCCCCCACCUCGACUAACCUGUACCCCCACACAUUGACUCGGUAUUGUUAUUUUAUUGUGUUACUUUUUGAAAUGUAAUUUUUUACUUUAGUUUAUUUAGUAAUUAUUUUCUUAACUCUAUUUUCUUAAAACUGCAUUGUUGGUUAAGGGCUUGUAAGUAAGCAUUUCACGGUAAGGUCUACACCUGUUGUAUUCGGCGCAUGUGAUAAAUAACAUUUGAUUUUAUAAGUGGGGCCCUGAGUUUUCUCUGGUCAGCUCACAUGGUCAGAAAAACUCCUGGCCCUAUAUGAAAUGGGUAGAGGGAUAUUCUGCAGUAUAGAAAAAUAGAACACUUUUAUAUUCCAGUGUCUCGAAAUAGGUGCUGGAGGUCAAAUCUGAAGACCUAUGGGUCGAAUUGGGACAUGUGAGCAUAGAUUGCAGUGUACAUUGCAGAGUCUGUGGUCUUGUGCUAAUGCUCCUGGCUUAAACGCAUAUACUACUCUCCCCACCAUAGACCGGGGUUCAUUCCCUGCUCCAACCCUCCAGUCUAUUUCUCCAACCUGCCUGUACCCCAAUCCUUCCACUGCAAAAAUGAUUGCAGUGGAAUGAUUGCAAUCAUCCUUUAUUGAGAUUGACAUUUUGCUGCAUAGUUUAUCUUCUGAAUUGGUUAUCUGCCAUAUCUCUGUGACCUUUUUUAGAGUGAUAAUCUCCUCUUCCUCUUUCCCCCACAGCGAGGUGUCGGUGCCGUCCAUCAUCAUCCUCAACACGUCUAACGAGCAGUACUUCCUGCCCAGCGAGCCCGUGGAGACCCUGGAGCAGCUGGUCCACUUCAUCAACAGUGUUCUGGAUGGCUCCGCUCAGGUCCACAACUCCACUCUCCUCUGACUCCCCUCUGCCAUUUUGGCUCCAGCUGGUUUUCUUUUCCCUUCCCCUAUUUAUUUGACCAUUCUAACCGCAACAGAAAGCUCAAAUUGUUUGUGUAGCUGUUCAGGCUUUGUUUAUUCUUUAUGUAUCCAGGGAAGUCCAAUGAGACUUGAUGGACUCUUUGGCAAUAUCCUUUAUUGAGAUUGACAUUUAUGUUGCAUAGUUUUUCUUCAGCAUAGCCGAUCUGCCAUUACUCUGGCUCCUAAAUAUUUAUUCCCAGUGUCAGUAUUUGGCAUAUAAUAUAUUCCAGUGUCAGUAUUUGGCAUUAUAAUAUACUCCACUCAAUGAUUUAUAUACACACUAGAUGACAAAUGGGGGGGCGCUGUGUUGAAGCCACCAUGCCUCCAUCUUGGCACUCCCCCACCGUUGUAUAAAUAUUUUGGAAGCUAAAGAAAUGCAUUUAUUAAUGUCUACAUUUAAUUUUUCCCCCCAUUCAUUCUAUUACAGACACCUUAAUGCAUACUUUUAAAUUAGAUGUGAGCUAAACAUACAAAUAAAAAAAUAAAAUAUAUAUUUUAAUUCCUUAAAGUAUAAUUUUUUGAGAUGACUAAUGUAACUAUCCCCACUACAACAACCAAAUACUUAAAUACAUGUAAUUUUGUCCUUGAGACAUGUAAUUGAAAUACUGUAGAAUUCCAUUAAUUCCUAUGGAGGACUGCUCCUACUGGGGAGUGCCAAUAUGGCUGACCGGUGGCUUCAAACCUCUCAAUGGACAAUACAUAGCAUCAGCAAUGAGAGGUUUAUAUACAUAAUGUAAUCCACUAUAUGGCAUCUGGAAAAAGUGACAUCCUUUCCCCCUCUUGUUUAUUAUAAAGUCACACAGAUGAAUGAAACCGUAAUCCAAACACAACGGAAGUCCCUCUCUUUCCCAGAGCGUUCAGCAGGGUUAUUUUUUGCCUGGCAAAACAAACCAAAACCCCACCAAGUAAACAGCAGUGGAGAGUGAGAACCCUGUUCUGUUCCCCAGGCUCGUGCCAGCCCAGCCAGCUCACCUCAUGACUGCUAUGCUUGGUGCUGCUGCCUGCCUAAGACUCUGAGGAAGCGCUGGCAGGCUGAUGUCUCUCUCUCACACUCACUCUUUCACACACACACACACACACACACACAUUCCAGUCUCCCCAGUGCUCCACUCUAACACCACAUCCUCUGUCUGUGUGUUUCCCCUCAGGCCCAGGGAGGAGACGGCAUGUUCCAGAGGGUCAAACGAGUGGCCUUCGACGCCAAGUCCACCAUUAUGGUGAGUGGCUGGGCACAAUCAGCAUUAGGCAAAUGGCAGGGGGGAAUAGGAAAUGGGAAAACAAGAUAAUUGUGGGAGGAUGUUGGCAAUGUGUGCAGCAUAGGUUUAAUGUAUGCUGUCGUGAUGAAUCCAUCAAAACAAUUAAGAAAAAAAUAAUGUGGUUGCCGUUUUUCAUUUUGAAUAAUAUUUCAUGCUAUUUUCUGAAUAACAAAUAUAAUAUGGAGGGAAACACCCCUCUGUACAAUAUCCUGUGUAGCUAUCUACAGUAUGUGUCCUAAGGCCCACUAGUAUUCCCCUGAUAGUCACCAGUAUAACAAAGAGAUGACUCGUCAAUAGAAGAGGAGUAGUGUAUUGAAAAAGGAAGCGGCGACCGUGACAGAGAGAAAAGAUGACAGAAAGAGAGGGAUGGGAAUGAGGCAAGAAUACAGAGGAGGUCAGAAGAACUCAGAAAUCUUUCUUGGAACUGUUGGAGCUGUUCUCAUAGUACAAUUAGACACUACACUAUCACUUUCACACUCCAUCCCCAGGUGGCAGCACCAACUGGGUCAGGUGUUGUGCUCUGCCAGGAAGUUUUGUUAAGUGUUGAUUGUGCACAGGUGUGGGUAAUCAGUCAGUGUGGCAGCUUGCAUAGCCGUGAGGCUGCUGCAGUUUGAGGGCCAUGUGGGCCUUUGGUUUGAAUCUUUAUUUUUUGGGCAUGCCUUUUUGUAUUUAUAUUUUUUUGUCACUACUUUGAACAUCCAUAACUUGUUUGAGCUGGCUAACCAAGGAGUCAAGACUGAGCUAUCCCUGGACCCAAGUAAGGUUGCUGUCUCCUGGGCACAUGCAUACCUCACGGUCCGCAUACUUUGACUUCUCACGUAAAUGCACACAUCAAAUCAGGUGUAGUGAAGUCAGUAGGUUAGCUAGUUGGUUUCGUAACAGGGAGGACUAGUGUUUAUUUGACUGACAGUGUGAUAUGAAUGUAAAUGGGAUGUAGUAGCGUAAUGCUAUUCAGAAAGUAGACUGUACCCGAACCAAGAAUAAACCUUAGAAAGGUGCCCUCAAAUGGAAAAUAAAAUGAUUGAUUAGAUUCAGAAAAAUGCUGAUCUGGUAGGAAAAAUACAUUUAUGGAAAAUGGUCACCUGAGGGGGAAAAGGAAAAUCGAUAGGUAAUUUUAGGCCCAAAAAAACUAUUGAAAUUUUGUAUUGAAGUUUCGCAGUUCAAGAAUGCCUCACUAAAAUCUGUAAAGGGGAAGAAGGAAGUCAUUAUUUUUCAGCCUGAAUGUCAUAAUUUUUUAUUGUGAAGCACUAGUUGUUUCUUUUCAGUAGUGCCCCUGCUAGCCUUGGUCACUCACGGUGAACGAGAUGAGCAAGCAGCCAUCACCUUGCCCUCGGAGUGCACACGUGCACACACACACACGCACACACAUCACUGCAAGGAAGCAACGAUCCGCAUUAGACCCAAUGACUCAUGAUGCUGACCCAUCUUUAGGAUUACACACGCCUGGCAAUUACCAUCCCUCUUCUUCCCCUGGCGUUGUCGGCAGGAUUUCUCUUCCUUUCCUUCCUGGAUGACAGCAGCCUUUGACCGAAUGUCUUGCCUCUCGGCACAUUGUCUCCCCUGCAACCCGCUCUAUUAAGGGCCAAUGAUUCACUGCCACUCAUCCAUAUUUUAGUGGAAGACAUUGUGCGUCACUGGAGUAGUACCCUGAGCUCAUCUGUGCCCGUAGGUGAGGCUGAUUUAGGUUGGUUUAUAAGGGAACGCAGAGGAAAGAGAGUAAAAUAUACAGAGUCAUAUUUGAGGUUCCUGGGGUUGUGUGUGUGUCCGUAGGUGAGGGUUGUUUAGCUUGGUUUAGAAGGGAAAACUGAGCAAGGCAAGCGUAAAAAGUGCAUGUUAGGUAAUUAUAUGUUUGGCAUUGAAUAUGUGUGGUCAGGACUGAGUUGCUUGGUGUACUACUAUAAAAUAAUGUGUUUAUGUUUUGGGCUUAUAGAGGGCAUAAAUCUAUUAUACUCUUUCUGCUGUUCCACCCCACCUUCUGUCCACCACUGUCAAACCCCCCCCUCCUCUCUCUAUCUCUCAAUAUCUUAAUCUCUCCCUCGCUCUGCCAAUCUCUCAAUCUCUUCCUCUUCAACUAUUUCCCCCGAUCACCCCUCCCUCUCAGUCGGUGUUCCGCAGCUCCCCAGUGCUGGGAUGUUUCCUGUUUGGUCUGCCGCUGGGCGUGAUCAGCCUGAUGUGCUACGGCAUCUGCACGGCCGAGUCGGACGACGGCCAGGAGGACAUGGAGCUCAUGAAGAGGGAGGACGACGAGGAGGAGGACGAAGAGGAGGACGAGCCUCGGCAGGCCACCGGAGAGCUGGAGGGCCCCGAGGAGGAGCAGGAGGAGAAGAACCCGGACGACAAGAAAGCAGAUUAA